Molecule: messenger RNA, 5484 nt
Organism: Trematomus bernacchii (emerald rockcod)
Lineage: Eukaryota; Metazoa; Chordata; Actinopteri; Perciformes; Nototheniidae
Gene: dyrk1b
Product: dual-specificity tyrosine-(Y)-phosphorylation regulated kinase 1B
Exons: 13
Coding region: 1934-4165 (743 amino acids)
Biological process (GO): peptidyl-serine phosphorylation; peptidyl-threonine phosphorylation; positive regulation of DNA-templated transcription
Cellular component (GO): nucleus
Molecular function (GO): ATP binding; protein serine/threonine/tyrosine kinase activity; transcription coactivator activity
Source: RefSeq, a predicted model, not a curated record
GGAGCUGUGAGGGAGAGGGACACAGAUUCCUUCUAACGGAGAAGCACGAAAAGGGAAACGGGCGAGAAACAUGAGUCGAAAUCGCCCUUGUGAAGGUUUCCACCUUGAAGAAUUAAAACAAUUAUCCCUAAAUUGUGAGAAGGACAUGUAAAGGAGGCCGUUUAAUGUGAGAAAAGAGAGCGGAAGCAGACAGAAGAAGAGGCGCGUCAUGAAGCUAUGUACGUCGUCUGACAACAAGCUCAGGAACUUUACCGGAUCUGCUUUCUUUACUUCUUUGACACGACUUUAAAGUUUUGCUUUGUUGUUGUUCUGACGCUGUUAGUAUUUUGUUUUAGUGGGAUUACCUCAGAGGCUGACAUUUUUCUGGAUCGAGUUCUGCUUUGGUGAACAGAGGGGACUGUGGGAGUUUGAAAGUACAAUGCAGGCCCACAGCGGCUUAUUUUUUCUAUUUCUUCAACACGGAUACUGGAUCUAAACUUUUGUUCCCGGAUUUAUUCCCUUGCAUUCCCCCCAACGGAAAACAGUACACUGUCCCUGUUUGUAUUGGUGCGUCAUUUUGUUCCUGUUAGCCCGUGAGUGUGGAUCUCUAGCCAGCAGAACUUUCUCUGGAGCUGCACGUCUCUCUGAAAUCAACACGUUGCACUGGAACUGUUUGUUUACAUGUGUCUGUGCAUUUGAUUGUUGUAACAGAGGCAUCCCGUCCAGUGUAUGGGGAUUACAUUAUUGUCUGGCCUUUUAAAAGGGCUCCUUUUCACCCUGGCAGAGGCCAGCCACCUUCUGCUGUAGGCGGGUGAAGGGGAGGCUCCUGAAGCUGGCUGGACAGGCUCUGUGACAUUGGCAGCGGAGGGCUUUGUGUGUCACUGGAUUAAUCUGAGUGGUAACAUCACUCUACACUGCCCUACUCUGUCCAGUGACCAGUCCCCCUGAAAGCGCCCGUAAUUGGAGCUAUAUUUAGCUUAAGGGAUGGGGUAAAAGCGGUCAACUGGAAACCCAACUCCCCUCCACCUCCUUCUCUUCCUAUAACACUACCUCGCCCAGCCCACCUGUCAGCAUGCUGGGCGAGCCUGGUUAGCACACACUUGACUUUCAGCUAGUUAAUGUGUUUUACUAGUAGUGUGGGAGAAUAACAAGUGGAUUCACUUAUUCUGCUGAAUAACAUGAGAUCUGUUGGGAAUUUACUGACCAGAGAAUACUAGCUGUACUGUAUUCCCCUGGUUAAGGAUUUACUGGACACACAAACCUGUACUGGAUUACUAUUAAGAUGUCUGAAGAACUAUUAGCUGUGUACUUUUGGUUCGAAUGGCUAGGGCUUAGUAAACCUAUCAUAAGCGACUAGAGUUUAUGCCUUUACCCCUCAAACAUUUAGCUCAAACUAUUCAUUAUAGUGGCUACUUGUUCACAAACUGUAAGAAAGGUCUACUUUUGACUUCUUCAAAUAAAAGUCACCAGCCACCUGGAGCACUACAAAUCUCCAGCACACAGAAAGAAUGCAUGAAACUGCCGAAACCAACAAAACACAAAGCUAACCUGACUAACCAAAUAUUCUAUAUUUCCCCAUUCCCCAAACCUACAGAGGAAAAUAAUAUAUAUGUAAAAUGAGAGAUCUAUAUCUAUAGUUAACUCCACAGAAGAAAGAGAUUACAUCCUUUAUAUUUUUACUUCAGAGAGACAAGCUGCCUGUACACCAGUUGGUUGCCUUAGAAACCACAGUCACAAAAAAAAGAAACAAGCCAGAGAAGACGGUGCCUUUUGAUUGGUUGGUCGGUUUCCCACCAUUUCAACAUUCAUUGAUUUAGUUGGAUGUAAACUGUUGAAACGAACUCUGGGAUUGAAGACACGUCUCAUGAGGGACUAAACCCCCACACGCCCACCUGUCAAAGUGUUUUGAUUGACAGUUUUUCCCUGCUGGAUUGAACUAUUGCCAAGCAUUUCCAUGGUGAUCACAUCAUCAUCAUCAUCUGUGGAGGACAAGCCUGUGCCCUCUUGCAGGAUGGUCCAAACAGAACCCUGGAUCGCCACCGGCCUGCUGCGCAAGAACAAGAGUGUUAGCAGCUCAGGAUGUCCGCCCACCUCCUCCUCCUCCUCCUCCUCCUCCUCCUCCUCCUCCACUGCCCAGGGAUUCUCCCUCGCUGAGCCAGCCAUGACCAGCCAGCACACACAUACACACCCCUCCUUCAGCUCCAUCCACUCCAUGGCCGAGCAGCAGCAGGUGCUGUCUGAUAUGACCAUACUCCAGCGGAGGAUCCCCCCCAGUUUCAGAGACCCUGCCAGCGCACCACUGAGGAAACUCUCUGUUGACCUCAUCAAAACUUACAAGCACAUCAAUGAGGUGUACUAUACUAAGAAGAAGCGACGGGCCCAGCAGGUCCCUCCAGAGGACAGCAGCACCAAGAAGGAGAGGAAAGUCUACAACGACGGCUAUGACGACGACAACUACGACUACAUUGUCAAAAAUGGAGAAAAGUGGCUGGACCGCUAUGAGAUAGACUCGCUGAUCGGGAAGGGCUCCUUCGGACAGGUGGUGAAGGCCUACGACCACCAUGAGCAGGAAUGGGUCGCCAUUAAGAUCAUCAAGAACAAGAAGGCAUUUCUAAACCAGGCUCAGAUUGAACUACGCCUGCUGGAGCUCAUGAACAAGCAUGACACUGAGAUGAAAUAUUACAUAGUCCACCUGAAGCGUCACUUUAUGUUUAGGAACCAUCUCUGUUUGGUGUUUGAGUUGUUGAGCUACAACCUGUACGAUCUGCUGAGGAACACCAACUUCAGAGGCGUCUCCCUCAACCUCACCAGGAAGUUUGCACAGCAGCUGUGUACAGCAUUAUUAUUCCUGGCCACUCCAGAGCUGUCAAUCAUCCACUGCGACCUGAAGCCUGAGAACAUCCUGCUGUGUAACCCCAAGAGAUCUGCCAUCAAGAUUGUGGACUUUGGAUCCUCUUGCCAGUUGGGGCAGAGGAUCUACCAGUACAUCCAGAGCAGGUUCUACCGCUCUCCGGAGGUGCUGCUGGGCAUGCCCUACGACCUGGCCAUCGACAUGUGGUCUCUGGGCUGCAUCCUGGUGGAGAUGCACACAGGAGAGCCUCUGUUCAGCGGCUCCAACGAGGUGGACCAGAUGAAUAAGAUUGUGGAGGUGUUGGGGGUUCCACCCGCCCACAUGCUUGACACGGCCCCUAAAGCCAGGAAGUAUUUUGACAAGCUGUCAGAUGGCCUGUGGACAGUGAAGAAGAACAAGGACAUCAAGAAGGAGUAUAAGCCCCCGGCCACGCGGCGUCUUCAUGAGAUUUUGGGUGUGGAGACUGGAGGCCCAGGGGGCCGCAGGGCAGGGGAGCCGGGACACGCCCCCUGCGACUACCUGAAGUUUAAAGAUCUGAUCCUGCGCAUGCUGGACUAUGACCCAAAAAGCCGCAUCACGCCAUUCUACGCCCUGCAGCACAAUUUCUUCAAGAAGACGACAGAUGAAGGAACCAACACCAGUUCAUCAACGUCCACCUCUCCUGCCAUGGACCACUCCCAUUCAACCUCCACUACUAGCUCUGUUUCUAGCUCUGGUGGCUCCAGUGGUUCUUCCAAUGACAACCGCAACUACCGCUACAGUAACCGCUACUACAACUCUGCUGUUACCCACUCAGACUAUGAGAUGACCAGCCCUCAGGCUCCCUCCCAGCAGCAGAUGAGGAUGUGGCCCGGCAGUGAUGGUGGAGGUGGGGGUCAGGACCCAGCAUACACCCAGUUGCUGCUCCACAAGCCGGCUGCCUCCCAACAGCACCAGCGCCACUUCCUGGACGCGCCCCACCACCCGCACCCGACCUACUCCCACCACGGGAACGGUGGGCGUGGCCUGCGGCAGGGCGGACAGACGGGCAUCGGUGGAGUAGGGGGCCAGCAGGGAUCCCCGCCCCAGAUGAGUGACAGCAUGGAUGUGGGCGUGUCCCUAGGGCUGCACCACCUGGGGGCGGUGUCUUCCAUGGAGGCCUCUCAGUUCGGCUCGGCCUCCCUGCCCCUCGCUCUGCCAAUCGGACUGUCUGCCUUCCGGACUCGGACGGCCCCCACCGCCCCAGGGCCACAAGCCCCGCCCCCUGAGGACUACUACCCUGCGUCCAACAACAAUAACCCCGCUGGGGGGGGCAGAGGGAGGCCGGACUCAGACGAGGGGCCAGCCAACUCUUGAUAAAACCUGAACCAUGCCCUAAAGCCAUACAAUUUUAACUACAACUACUACAACUACACACACAGCCAGAGUUCAGAGACAAAGAGGUGAACUUUGUGCUGCAGGAGACAGUCUGUACUGCAUGAGAGGAGGAGGAGGAGGAGGGGGAGGAGGAGAGGGAGAGGAGGAACAGGAAGAGGAGGAGGAGGAUGCUGGGAGAACUCUCCUUUCAUCCCGUUUUAGUUUUUUGUCUUUUGUUGCGACUGUAAUUGGAAAGGAAUGAUUGUGACAAGUUUGUUUUUAUUAAUAUUAUUAUUAUUGUUGUUUAAUAUUAUUUGAUUUUUUCUCGGGUUUGAGGAGUUGUGUGUUCUACUUGGUUGUUGUUUAAGCCUGGAGAGGAGGAGGGGGAGGAGGACGAAGAGGAAGAGAGGAGCCAUGCUUUUCGAUUUGAUCUCCAUUCAGAUCACCUGUUAGUUCCGGCAUUACAGUUUUUCAUAUUAACAGUCAACACACACACACACACACACACACACACACACACACACACACACACACACACACACACACACACACACACACACACACACACACACACACACACACACACACACACACACACACACACACACACACACACUGUUGCAUCAAGAAGGUAGAGGCUGGUGUGAAGGGAGGAGACGGCACCACGUGUGGUUUAGGACUCAUGGAUGGCCUCUGUGCUGAACUCUUUUUCUCCACGUUUCUCUGCUGCUCCCCCCCGGCUGUGGCAGAGGACGGAGAGAGGGAGGGCGGUGGAGGGAGGAGAAGGUGGCGGGACACUCGUAGGGAUCUCCUUCUCCUCCUAGUCCCCCCCCCCCGUCCCUGCCCUGCUUUCUUCUUUCUCUCCUCCUCCUCCUGUUGUUUCUCCUCCAGACAGCUCCUCCUCUCUGUGCUGCUAAUCACCAUGACAACUGGUCCGGAUUGCUGCUAAAGAUCCAACACAGAUCAAUAAAGAAAUAAAAAGAAAUAGAAACAGAAAUUUAAAAAAAAACUUUUUAACCCUUCUGCUUAAGAGAAAAGGAUAAAGUAAGAACCACUGCAUCUCAAUGUAUUUAUUACUAUUUAACAAGAAAAAACAAACUGAAAGUAACCCUUUUUUCUGCUCUUCUUUGUUUGGUUGCCUUCUUUCUGCAGGUGAGCUCUGAUUGGCUAUUGUAACAGUGACAGUAACUGGUGACAUGGGAAUGCCACCGGUUGUGGGGGCUGGGUGGAGGGGAGGGGUUUGGGGCAAAAUAAAGUUGGAUAUAUAAUAAGAAUAAAGAGUAUACUUUUGCACACCAAAGUUAAACAAACAUCAGAUC